Quercus robur (English oak) is the source of this 1746-nucleotide messenger RNA. RefSeq names its product trimethyltridecatetraene synthase-like. Gene Ontology annotation, molecular function: heme binding; oxidoreductase activity, acting on paired donors, with incorporation or reduction of molecular oxygen; monooxygenase activity. The record is from RefSeq and is a predicted model, not a curated record. The coding region runs from base 38 to 1570 and encodes 510 amino acids. The transcript has 2 exons. Lineage: Eukaryota; Viridiplantae; Streptophyta; Magnoliopsida; Fagales; Fagaceae.
AAUCUCACUACCAUGAACCCAAAUUAAAUUCCCACCAAUGGAGUCCCCCUCUUGGGCUCUUUUAGCAAUGGCAUCCCUAGCAGCUUUAGCUUUCCUCUCAAAAUUAUUAUUUCCCUUCAAACGCAACCAACUAAAACUUCCCCCAGGUCCCAAAACUUGGCCUAUCAUAGGCAAUCUAAACCUUAUCGGUCCUCUUCCUCAUCAAUCUCUUCACAAAUUGGCCCAAAAAUAUGGACCAAUUAUGCAACUCAAGUUUGGAUCCUUUCCUGUUAUGGUUGCAUCAUCUGCAGAAGUGGCAAAGCAAAUCCUGAAGACACAUGACCAUGUCUUUGCUUCUAGACCCCAAACUGCUGUUGGUAAAUAUAUCACUUAUAACUAUCUCAAUAUUACAUGGGCACCUUAUGGACCCUAUUGGCGUCAAGGGCGUAAGAUUUUCCUCUCUGAGCUAUUUAGCUCAAAACGACUCGAAACCUUUCAAUAUGUUCGUGUUGAAGAAAUGCGAGCCUUUGUGUCACGCCUUGGCACCUUGUCAGGGAAGCCAAUUAUGCUAAAAGAUCAUCUCUCCCGUCUUACUCUAAGCAUUAUAAGCAGAAUUGUAUUGGGUAAGAAGUAUUUUAGUGAGUCCAAACAUGAAACUUCGAUUGUGUCGCUUGAAGAAUUUCAAGAAAUGUUAGACGAGGUGUUCUUGCUAAAUGGGGUAUUCAACAUAGGGGAUUGGAUACCAUGGCUCAAUGUUUUGGACUUACAAGGGUACGUGAAACAAAUGAAGGCCUUAAAGAAAAAACUUGAUCGAUUCUAUGAACAUGUGUUUGAUGAACACAAAGCAAAGAAAGAACGAGUGAAGCAUUUUGUGCCAAAGGACAUGGUGGAUUUAUUAUUGCAGCUAAGUGAUGAUCCUGAUCUUGACGUUAAGUUAACCUAUGAGGGUGUUAAGGGUUUCACUCAGGACCUAAUAGCUGGGGGUACAGAUACCUCUGCAAAAACUGUGGAAUGGGCAAUGUCUGAACUUUUAAAUCAACCACACCUCAUACAAAAGGCAAUCGAAGAACUCGAUGGAGUAAUUGGAAGAGAGAGGUGGGUGGAAGAGAAAGACAUUCCGCAACUUCCAUAUAUUGAUGCAAUUAUGAAAGAGACAAUGAGGAAACACCCUGUGGUUGUAUUGCUUGCACCACAUUUAGCACUUGAAGAUUGUGAUGUAGCUGGUUACAAAAUCUAUAAAGGAACUAGAGUCUUCGUAAACGCAUGGAGUAUUGGGAGAGAUCCUUCACUGUGGGAUGCACCUGAAGAGUUCUAUCCAGAUAGGUUCUUGGGGAAGGAUAUUGAUGUGAAGGGACAAUAUUUUGGACUUUUGCCAUUUGGUUCAGGGAGGAGAAUGUGCCCUGGCUACAGCCUCGGACUAAAGAUGAUUAGUUCGAGCUUGGCUAAUCUGUUACAUGGAUUUGAAUGGAAAUUGCCAGACAAUGUGAAGCCAGGAGAUUUGAGCAUGGAAGAAGUUUAUGGUUUAUCUACUCCUAGAAAGUACCCACUUGUUGCAGUCCUAAAGCCUCGACUCCCACUCCAUCUAUAUUAGACUAUUAGUUGUAACUUCAGCAUGAAUAAUCCAGCUUGUUUUAUUUUGAGCCAAAAUAAAAUCUUGUUCCUGUGUGUGGCAUAAUUGAUUGUCAAAUCAGUUUGUGAUGCUGAUAUAGCUAAUUCAGCAUCCAAAUGUUAUAUAUACAUAUAUAAAAAUAUCACUUUUUGAUCAAA